AUGGCUAGCGUCUCGGAAACCGUGCAAAGCCUCAUCCGCCGCUCAGAAUUUUGGCUAACAGUACCAGGAAUGCAGAGAUAUCGGUUUUGGGAAACGGAUAGUCCGAACAGGGUUUACUCCUUCACAGCUGCCGACCUCGUGCAGUUUACCAAAACCAACUGCCUUGCUAAAGCGAAUCCUAAUAGCAGCGAUGUUUCAGAAUUCAAAAACGAGAUGCAAGCCGACUUGGAGGCGAACAAGGCAAACCCUUAUACAGGAACAACCUUGGCCCAGUCGGUAGCUAAUUGUCUAGUGUGGAUUGAUCGCCUUUUCUUCUUCGGCAUCAUAACCCAACAAGACAAGCGUAAAGAUGAGUCCGAUCACCGUUCCCUAAUUACACUCUCAUUCGGAGAUCAUUGUGAAGAGCCCGAAAUGAAAGGCGUAUUUAUUCCCUCUCAGGCUACACUCUGGGUGAACCUUGACCAGCCCUCUGGUGAGCCUGAGCCAUUCGAUGAAAUAUUCUGCGUCAUGGUCCACGAGCUCUGUCACGUCUACUUGGGGAUUCUGACCAAGGAUAGCAACGCCUCCAGGUACCACACGGAGAUCCAGUUAAACAACGGCCACGGUGUUCAGUUCCAAGAACUACUUCAUUUCAUCCUAGCGCAGCUAUUCGCGUGGUUUCCUAUGAUCCCACGCCUCGGGGAGUUGGCAGCGGUACACCAAGAAGCAUUGCAGAAUGCGCUCGCACAGCCAAUAGUCUCCGAAACUAUUGCUCGGUCUCGUAUCUAUGCAUGCUCGGACACAAAUGUUUUUUUGGCGGACGUUCUUAGAAGCAGCUCCAAGUUCCCUGGCGUCUGUAUAUAA
Molecule: messenger RNA, 843 nt
Organism: Xylaria bambusicola
Lineage: Eukaryota; Fungi; Ascomycota; Sordariomycetes; Xylariales; Xylariaceae
Exons: 1
Coding region: 1-843 (280 amino acids)
Source: RefSeq, a predicted model, not a curated record